This is a messenger RNA of Mesocricetus auratus (golden hamster), 3229 nucleotides long. RefSeq names its product zinc finger protein 33B-like. Gene Ontology annotation, molecular function: DNA-binding transcription repressor activity, RNA polymerase II-specific. NCBI's taxonomy places the organism in Eukaryota, Metazoa, Chordata, Mammalia, Rodentia, Cricetidae. The transcript is spliced from 3 exons. The record is from RefSeq and is a predicted model, not a curated record. Gene Ontology annotation, biological process: negative regulation of transcription by RNA polymerase II. Bases 303 to 2255 code for a protein of 650 amino acids.
UCCCAAUGUCUGUAGCAUAGGAAUUCUCAAGUCUGCAAAAUCUUUAAAGUGAACUCUCAGACUUACUCGUCUAAGUGUCCUCCACAGCCAGACCAGACCCAGCAGACACUGUUGCUUUACGAAUUAGUCUGAGGGUUUGGCUGGCCUAGAGUUUCUGUGCUGAUUCCAUUUCUCCUCCAAGAAUACACACAGAAGCUGAUAUGAGGUCAUUUUCUGCUGGUUUCUGGUGUUGCCAUGGUAACCCAUUCCUUAGGUGUGUUGACCCCUCCCAAUGAGUCCCCACUGUUUUCUUACAGGCACAAAUGUUGUUCAAAGAUGUGUCUGUGGUCUUCACUCAGAAGGAGUGGCAGUUGCUGGAUACUGCCCAGAGGCGCCUGUACAGGGAGGUGAUGCUGGAGACCUACAGGCACCUGCAAGCAGUGGGGUGCAAUGUCACCAAACCUGAGCUGAUACGCAAGCUGGAACGAGGAGAAGGUCCUUGGGAAUCUCCAGGCUGCAGCCUCUCAGAAGUCCAGAGGGCCAAUAACAUGACAACAAGUGAAGAAAAUGAAGACAAACAUUUGAGUCGAGUUUUAUUUGUCAACAACAAAACACUAACUAAGAAAAGAAGCAAGGCUCUAAAAGAAAUAGUUUAUCUGGCUACAGACUCAGUGAACACAAGAGAAAUACAUUGUAAGUGUUAUUCAACUGAAACAAGCUUGGAAAAUGUUGCAGGAUUAAUUACUGACAACAGAAACUAUGCAACAAAAAAGUGUGAUGCUUUAGGUGGGUCUAUGUUCCUUGAGUCUAAGCAUGAAAAAACUCAUAUAGGAUGCAAAAAUUGUGAAAGUGAUGAAAAGAAGAAACUCCACAGUCCUAUAGAGGGUCGUACUCAACAUCAAAAGCCCUUGUAUUUGGAGAAACUCCUUGAAUAUAAAAAUUGUGGGAAGAGCUCACAGAGAAAGACAGCCUCUGUUAUUCAUGAGAUAGUUCACACAGGACAGGAGCCCUCUCAGGAUGGGAAAUGCAUGCAAGACACUGCCCACAAGAUCAGGUUCCAGUAUUUUCUAAGAACUCUUAGAGAGAGGAAGGCACAAGAGGCCAGCAAAGGUGGAAAACCCUCGUGUGUGAAGUCAAAACAUGAACAUCGGAGAACUCACAUAAGGGAAAAACACUGCGAAUGUGAUACGCAUGAGAAAUCCUUCAGUGAGAAAUCUGAUCGUACCAGACAUGAGAGAACACAACCAGGAGGAAGGCCUGACAAGUGUGAUGUAAGUGAGAAAGCCUUAAGAAACUCACCCCACAUCCAAAAUGAGAUCCAUGGCUGUGGGAAAUGUAGGGAAACCCUUCUCGGAAAGCCAUGCCUUACUCAGAACCAGAGAACUUGCACAACAGAAAAGCCUAAGCGUGUGGACAGCCAAACAGCCUUAAAGAAGUCAUGUUCAACCCUAAGUCAGAGAACUAGCCCAAGAGGGAAAAACUGCGAAGGCAGUGAGUGUGAGGAAUCCCCAGCCCCCUUCUCCAAGGAAUUGAAAUGCACUCAGCAUCAGAGAUCGUCCUUGGAGGAGACAUGUGACGAGUGUGAGGGAAGUGAGAAGUCACCCCUCGGUGACAAUCAGAGCAAAGAACAGAAAGUCUGUGGGUGUCACCAAUGUGAAGAGGGCUGUCCUAAGAAAGGUCUUACUCAACACCAGAGCGCAAACCCAGGGAAAAAACCCUAUGCGUGCAAUGAGUGUGACAAAUCCUUCUUGGUUAAGUCAAACCUCACUGAACACCAGAGAACUCAUACUGGAGAAAAACCGUAUGAAUGCAACGAAUGUGGGAAGUCCUUCUGCCAAAAAUCCGCCCUCAAGGUACACCAGAGAACUCACACAGGAGAAAAACCAUUUAAAUGCAACGAAUGUGGGAAAACCUUCUGCGUGAAAUCUAACCUUACCCAACACCAAAGGACUCACACAGGAGAGAAGCCGUACAAGUGCAGUGAAUGCUGGAGAUCUUUCUGUGUCAAGUCCAACCUCGUUGUGCAUCAAAGAACUCACACAGGAGAAAAACCCUACAAGUGUCUUGAGUGUGAGAAAACCUUCUAUGAGAAAUCUGCCCUCACAAAACACCAGCGGAUUCACACAGGGGAAAAGCCCUAUGAAUGCAAUGAAUGUAAGAAGAGCUUCAGCCAGAGGUCCGCCCUUACCAAGCACCAGAGAAAGACACACAAGAAGAAAGCAUCCACUAGUAGCCUUCAUGGACCGAUACCAGAAUCAACAAGCAAGGCUCACUGAACAGCAACAAAACCCAGCAGCGGGGACGCUGCUAUGGCAACAGCAGAGAAAAGUGUUCACUAACAGGUUGUAAGUGACAGAAGCUAGAGGAUUAAUGUUGGACAGAAAGCAUAAACUAUUUCAAAACAUGAAUACUUUCAGCAGGUAUUUGAUGUUGUUGAAGAAAAUAUAUAUAUAAUUUUAAUGACUAUGGAGAAAAAUGUCCUUGUGGAAAUAUUGUCUAACUAGAAGUUAUAUUUCAGAUGUGAUGUGAAACUCAUUACAUGACAGAUAACAGAGUGCCAUCUGUUCUUAGUGGAAAAUGAAACAUGGAUCUUUCAUAACAAGGAUAAUUUAGGUUACUGAUUCAAUGGUGAUGAGCAGCCAUCUUUUCCCUCCACAUCGUGAUUUUCUUCAUCGUAUUCUCUCCUUGGCUUCCUAGAAGCUUAUUUAAUUUUUCCAUAAUAAAGAGGACACUGACAAAGACAAAAGAACUAAAGUGGAAAAGACCAAAAGGCAAAGUACAGGAAUCAACGCAGCGGAAGUGACAAGAUCGAUCAGUCUCUAUGUUAAAGAUGGGAGUCAUUUAGUGCCAAGUUAAAAACUAUGUCCAGGGACUGGCAAGGUGGCUCAGUGGUAAAGGCUCUUUCUACAUAAGCCUAAUGACCUCAGUUUGAACCCUGGAACCCAUGUAAAGGUGGAAUGAGAGAACUGGUCCCACACGGUUGUCCUCUGACCCCAAGCAUGCACUGUGGCACAUACAUGUUCAAACACACAUGUUCACACACACACACACACACACACUGAUAAUACAUACAACAAAAACUUAAGCAACAAUGAACCCCCUAAAUCUAACAACAGAUAGUUUGUAAAAGAGAAAAAAGAAGGGGGGAAGAAGAAAGAAAUUUAAAGUCAGUUGAGAAGGGACUUUGAAAGUUAAAAGAUAAAUACAUAUAUUUUUAAAUCUAUUCAAUAAAGUGUGACUUUGUAAUGGU